AACUGGAUCGGCUGGUGUAAUAGCGAACCAGACACGAAAGCAAAAGGAACCGUUGCUUAGGGAUUCGUGCAGCUUCCAUUAUGAGAUUUUUAAUCAUUUCAUUUGUUUUAUCUUUUGGAAUCGUCUUUGGAGAAGAUAUACCGACUUUGCUUCCAGUUGAUCCAUUUGAUCCAAACGGCGAUGCUGCUCGACUAGACGACGCAAUGAGCGGUUUGGGAACAAACGAAGACAAAAUUAUUAGUGUCCUUUGCUAUCGAACCGCAUCGCAAAGGGAUGUCAUCACGACUACUUACAACAAUCAAUAUGGCAGUUUGGCCAGUGAUCUCGAAUCCGAAUUGUCUGGUAACUUCAGAAUGCUGUCUAUUAUGCUUACUCACAGUAUGAUCAAGUUCCUAAGCAUUGAACUGCAUGAAACAAUGGCUGCAGUUGGAACAGACGAGCCGUCGCUGACCGAAGUAAUGAUAAGUAGGUCUAACCAAGAACUAGCGGACAUUCAAGUGUUCUUCAACAGCUAUUAUGGACACACUCUUGUGUAUGAAAUCGAAUCGGAUACGUCUGGCCCUUACCGCCGACUUUUGAUACAGAUAGCCGAGGGACGUAGGGAUGAAACCAAUCUUGUAGAUAUGGCUGCAGUUCAGAAAGAUGUCGUCGAUUUGUACGAAGGAGGUCCCGCGAUGGAAGGAACCAACGAGCUUAUUUACGUAGACAUUUUUUCAUUGCGCAAUUAUGUUCAUUUGAACCAAGUUGCUAUCCUUUACGAGUCCACUUACGGAAUCCCGCUCAGCACCGUUGUCACCACGGAAUUUGCGGACGAUAUGGGAAAUGCCCUCGUAUCCAUCUUGCAAUACAGCAGCGAUAAAGCCGUCUACUUCUCGUCGCGUUUCUUCACUUCUAUUGCUGGCGUUGGUACAGCAGAUCGUGACCUGAUGCGUUUAACAGUCAGCCGUUGUGAGAUUGACCUCGGCAAUAUCAAGAAUGCAUAUCAAUUAGUAUAUGGAGAAUCACUUAGUAGUGCAGUUUCGAGUGAUACUUCUGGAUCUUACCUCACAGCGUUACUCGCAUUGAUUGAAUAAACAAUUUUAUACUGUUG
Daphnia carinata is the source of this 1090-nucleotide messenger RNA. RefSeq names its product annexin B9-like. Gene Ontology annotation, cellular component: cytoplasm. The transcript has 8 exons. NCBI's taxonomy places the organism in Eukaryota, Metazoa, Arthropoda, Branchiopoda, Diplostraca, Daphniidae. Bases 81 to 1073 code for a protein of 330 amino acids. The record is from RefSeq and is a predicted model, not a curated record. Gene Ontology annotation, molecular function: calcium ion binding; calcium-dependent phospholipid binding.